AUAAUAAUUAUUGAAGUGUUCCACCCAAUAUACAAUAGGACAUCGAUAUUUUUUCUAAUUUAUAUAAAUGUGUACAAUAUCCAUUGAAGUUGAAUGAUUCUUUUAAUCAAUACAAUAUAAUAUUAUCAUUACUAAUUCGUCAUUGUACAGAAUUAGGAGCAGUUUAUUUCUGAUUCCAAAGGCCAAACGGAUACACCCAAUCAAAAACUCCGAUAAAAUCGUCCGUCACGCACUCAUACUGCAUGAUAUUGUACAGUCUAUUCACUCGCGAGUUACUCAAUUUACUAUACGGUUAUUACCAGCGUAUUCUCUUCAAACGUGCAAAUCAACCACAUUUCGUAGUUUCAACUCAACAGUUUCUAGCAACUACAGAAUCAGCCUAGUAAAAAUGGUAAGUUUUUUUAUUGAUAUUGUAAUUCGAUUAAUGAUUAUAAAAUAAAAUUACGUUUUUGAAAAUAAUAAUUAUAAUAGACACGUAUACAUUAUACGAUUAAUUUGGUAUCUACUACUUGAAUAUUCAUAAUAUUCAUAUUAUAAUAUUAUGUUUUCGCUUUAUUAUUGUUUAUAACUAUCAGAUAGUUUCGGACAAUAUUAAUUAUUAUGUGCACUAUGCGGUGUAAAUACGUUUAAAAUUGUAUGUUAGUAAAUAUUUGUACCUAUCUGCCUGGUGAAUUAAUGCAUUUUUAGUUUUAAAAUUUAAAAUUUAAUUACCUACGUAUAGGUAUAGUAAAGGAUUUAUUGGAAAUAUUAAUAUGUACAUUUUCAGUAACUAAGCCUAACGUUUUAACACAAUUUAAAAUCAUCCGAUUUGCUAUAAAUAUUGAAUAAGUUGAAUAAAAUAUAUUUUUAAAACCACGAUAAAACCCACGACGUGUACCUAUAGGUUACUUAAUUGAAUUAUUGUUAUCUGCAUUUAUUCCAAUAAUGGUUAAUGUAUAGGUAUCAUAAAAUAAUAAAGCCUUGAUAGGUAUCAAAUAUAAUUUCGAAAUGAUUGGGUCCAUUGGGGAAACACAUUGUAUUUUUAAGAUAUUUUCUAGAUAUUUAGUAUUUAUAAAUAGGUACCUAUUUACCUACAACCACCUGCAGACCUAGGUAAUAUAUUAUAAAAUUGUUUUUAAUUGAGGAUUGAAAAUGUCUUUAAAUAAAAUACGUAUUUCUAUUUCCUAUAUAAUCUAUCUGAAUUACUUUUAAAAUGUCACGUGUUUUAUAGGUAUCUCUAAUUUCAAUUGAACACUGUUGUAACUGGACACUUUUCCUAAUUUUAUACUCAAAACGAAUUGUACAUACUGUUUAUAAUAAUAAAUUAAUAAAUACCAACAAAUUUCUGGCCGAGCAGAUAUCCACGAUAAUUCUAUCGAAUUAUCCGUGCAUUUUUUCUUUCAAAUAUAAUGUAGAUAUUUUAGGUUUUGUUUUAUGCUUGUGGUUUGUAGCUAUACGAAAAUAAGUUAUUUUUCAAUAUAUUUAUAUUUAAUACGGUUUAUGUAGAUGUAGAUUAUUAUUUGAGAAUACCUACUUACUGAAACCUUAACUAAAUAAACCGAAAAUGAAGUCGUCAACGUGAUAAAUUAAUAUUAUGUAAUUAUUAUAAAAUUAAUGUCCAAUUAGAUAAAACGAAUUCUACUUAAACCUAUAGUAGACCGAUAUUAAAUGAUUAUUAUUAUGAUUUUAAUAAUCGUGAAUAAAUAUUUAAUUUUGAAUUAUAAUCCAUUCUAAAUCUACCUAUAAUAAUACAGUUAUAAUUAUAAAAACUAUUAAAAGUUGUUGGAAAAUAACAUGGAUUACUUAUGGCUCAUUGAAUGUAUCAACAAUUUAAAUUCAUUAAUUUACAUUAUUAAAAUGAAAAUGAUAAAUACCCCUAUUUUUGGUGAAAAAGUUCAAAAUUUCUGAAUAACUAAAUGUUUUAGGUAAGUUUAUUUGUUAUAUUAAUAAUUAAUCUGUAUGUUGUAUGUACGUAAAUGGAUCUGCUGGUAUGAUUGUAUAUUUGUAUGUAAUGACAUAGGUAAUGAUGACAAUCACGGACAUCCUCCCCCCCCCGGCUGUUUUUGGUGUAGUAGGACAUGUUCCCGAACACAUUUUUCGAUGCCGAUAUUUUCAUCAAUAAUAAAAUAAAAUAAUAAUUUCGCAUUAAAUAAUACAAUUUUAUGAUUUCCGAAUGAAAACGUCCGCAUCAAAAACUGUAUCGUGGGAAGAUGUCCCACUGGCUACUGCUAGAGUAAAGGUUGAGAUGUAAACAAUUUAAAAACUCACUGUCACAGGCCCUUAUGGGCGUUGUAUAUUAAAUUUGACGCCGAAACUUUUUAGUCUUGAGUCUUGACGAAAAACACCAGUACACCAACACAAUAAUAUUAGCGACGACACUACUGGAACGAAACAGAAACAUUACACAGUAGAAUAUAAUUUGCUAUACGCGGACAAGCUUAACACUCGCAAGUCGCAACCGAAGCCCGGCGAAAAAUGAGCGAGAGUCGCGGAAUCGCGGAGCUUCGAAGCUUCAUAGUUGUCCACAUCGAACCAAUACACAAACGCGUUCUACGUAUGACCGUUACGUUCUGGCAGAGCCGGAUUGGCUACUGAGAAAAUUUCGUUGGCCAAUCGCAGUGCUGUGCUGUAGCCAGGGGUACACGGGACCCAUGGAAUUUUUUGUUUUAUCAGUUAUAGCAGUUAUACAAAGUGUCCCAAUGUUUUCCCAAUACUAAUAUCUCUGUUAAUAUUGAAUUGUUAAUUUGAACCGGUCUAACCAAGCGUUAUUCAGAAUCAAUUUUCUGGGAGGGGGUGGUUUUUUUUUUUAAUACAUGAACUCGUAAUUAGUUUGUUAUAUUAUAAAUAUAUACCUACUUUAAAAAUGUCGGAAGAGGUUUAAACCUCUAAAACUCCUUCCUGCCCACAUAGCAAAAUUCUUCCCGGGACGUCAAUAGGACCAUCUAAAUCAUGUCCUUAAGUCAUCCUGACAGUAUGUUCGAUAUGGCUAUUAUAAAGAUGCUCUUAAUACAGUCUCAAAAAACUCUCCUCUCAUUAGUGUACCGAAAGGAUAUUGGUUAUAUUCUAUUUGAAUCUUUAAUGGAAUUUGCGAGGAUGUACCUAUAAACGGCAGUAUAUAGUGACAUAGUGCGUUCUUAUUGGUUGUAAGAGAACUAAAUACGUGCUUGGGCUUAUGUGUAAUGAGCAAAUCGUACUCCCGUAUUAUCAUACCCCCCACAGUACGAUAUUGGGAAGGUAACAAUAAGUCAUUGUUAACAAAAUACUAUUCUAAGCAAAGUUUGAUUAAAGUUUGUUUUACAAUUUCGGAAUUUUUAAAUUUUUGCCAAAAUUUUAAUUUAAAACGCUAGUAAAAAAAAGUUACUACAUACAUGAAAUUCAAAUUUUUUUAACAUGAACUUAUAAUGAAUUUCGUGUAAAAUUUCACUGUUUUUCUGUUUGGCCAAACAAUUUUAUUCACAAAAAACUAAAAAAAAAAAUGUCAAAUAUCUAUAAAUAACCUAAAAAUUAGCAAAAUGUUUUGAAAUUUUUCCUCUUCCAGAAAAUAUAGGUUUAUUUGGUGAUAUUUAAUUGAUUCAAAUAAAAAAAAAUUUAUUUUAAUAUAAUGAAACACAAAAAUUUGCAGUUAUGAAAAUUACUUUGAAAACACUUUUUUUUCCUUUUUGAGUUUUAGAAUAUGUAUUUAGAAAGUGAAAUUAGGUACCUAUACCAAUUAUAGUGCUGUAUAUAUAUUAAAAUAAAACUUUAUAUGGUUAUUGUGCUUCAAUUGGAAAUAAGGAAUUUAUCAGAAACCUUGUGUGAUACCUAUUCAAAAUUGCUUUUUCUUUUUAGAAAAUACAAAGAGGAAUUUUGACUUUUAAAGGAGUUUAUUUUAGAUAUUUUUUAAUCUCAACAGACAUAAAAUUUCAAUAUUUUACUGGUUUAGAAUGUUUUUUCUUAUGUGUAUAAAAAUAAAAAUAAAAUCAUAAUUACUCAACUAUAUAGGUUUUGAAUAAAUUUGGUGGUUUUUGUUAUCUAAAUUUGUUGUUUAUAUAAUAAUAUAUUUAUUUAUUAUCUGUAAUAUUAAAAUAUUAUGUGUAAAUAUAUACACAAAAAAAAAAAAACUUGUACAAUGUAAAGACAGUUAAAAAUAAGUAUGUAUGGAAAACAAAAAUAAACAGCCUAUUUUAUCUUGAACAAGAUAAUUAGUUUAAAGAAGUCAUUUUUCGAUUUUCACAAGAGUUUACCCAGCAAAUGUGAAAAACGUAGAAAAAUUAGGAAAAUCAGUACAACAUUAAACAAAUAUACUAUUAAAGAAAAUAUAAAAAGCCUAUUUAGUUAUUUUAUAUAAAAUUACAUAUAUAUUGUUGACAAAGCAUCACUAUCAACUAAACUCCGCUCAGAAUCGUUUUUUCAUAAAUAAUGAUUUAUCAUUGCUUACAGGUAUACAUUAAAUUAUCUAUUCUAUCACUAUCCUAGGACGUCUUUUUAGUUUCAUUGUUUAUAUAUUUGAUUAAAUCGAUUAAAGUUAUUACCAAUUAGUAUUAAAUAGUAUUUAAAAUGCAAGGUACAAUCAAAUAUAAUCUAUAUAUAAGUACCCAAAUAUUACAUGUGAUUAUUAUUUAAUAUUUACUAUAUUUUUAUUUUAAAAAUUGUUAAUUUCAGCGUGAAUGCAUUUCUGUACAUGUUGGUCAAGCUGGAGUUCAAAUUGGAAAUUCUUGCUGGGAGUUAUAUUGUUUAGAACAUGGCAUUCAACCUGAUGGUCAUAUGCCGUCUGAAAAAGCUAACGGUGAUGAUAGUUUCAAUACUUUUUUUAGUGAAACUGGUGCUGGUAAACAUGUCCCCAGAGCUGUAUUUGUUGACUUAGAACCUACUGUUGUCGGUAAGUUAUAUUAAGUUUUUACAUACAUUUAAUUUUUUUAAAUAUUCAUCUUUUUAUGCAUAUUUUAUUAUCUACUAAAUAAUAAUAUGUAAUUAUACAUACUUGAUUUAAUUCCAAACAUUUUUUUGCAUUUAUAGAUGAAGUACGUACGGGUAUAUACAAACAACUUUUUCAUCCAGAACAAUUAAUAACUGGCAAAGAAGAUGCAGCUAACAACUAUGCUCGUGGUCAUUACACUAUUGGCAAGGAAAUUGUUGAUGUUGUUCUGGAUCGCAUUCGUAAGCUUUCUGAUCAAUGUUCUGGUCUCCAAGGGUUUUUAAUAUUUCAUUCGUUUGGUGGUGGAACUGGUUCUGGUUUUGCAUCAUUGCUCAUGGAGCGUUUAAGUGUAGAUUAUGGGAAAAAAAGUAAACUUGAGUUUGCUAUCUAUCCGGCACCACAAGUAGGCAUGCUUAAAAAGUAAUAUAGUAGUUAUCAAUUGUUAUUAAUAUAUACAAAUUAUUCUUUAGGUAUCUACAGCCGUAGUUGAACCGUAUAAUUCUAUUUUAACUACUCAUACGACUCUUGAACACUCUGAUUGUGCUUUUAUGGUCGAUAAUGAAGCAAUAUUUGAUAUUUGCCGACGUAACUUGGAUAUUGACCGACCAUCUUACACCAAUUUAAAUCGUCUUAUUGGACAGAUAGUGUCAUCAAUCACAGCUUCAUUACGAUUUGACGGUGCUUUAAAUGUUGACUUGACUGAAUUUCAGACCAACUUGGUUCCGUACCCACGAAUACAUUUUCCUUUAGUCACUUAUGCACCAGUUAUAUCAGCCGAAAAAGCCUACCAUGAACAAUUGUCUGUUGGGGAAAUUACUAAUGCUUGUUUUGAACCAGCCAAUCAAAUGGUCAAGUGUGAUCCUCGACAUGGUAAAUACAUGGCUUGUUGUAUGUUGUACAGAGGUGACGUAGUGCCUAAAGAUGUGAAUGCUGCUAUUGCUGCCAUAAAAACUAAACGCUCUAUUCAGUUUGUGGAUUGGUGUCCGACCGGUUUUAAAGUGGGUAUUAAUUACCAGCCACCUACAGUUGUGCCAGGCGGUGAUUUAGCUAAGGUCCAACGUGCCGUUUGUAUGCUGUCGAAUACAACUGCUAUUGCCGAAGCAUGGGCUCGUUUGGAUCAUAAGUUUGACUUAAUGUAUGCUAAGCGAGCAUUUGUUCACUGGUAUGUCGGCGAAGGGAUGGAAGAAGGUGAAUUUUCAGAAGCCAGAGAAGAUUUGGCGGCUUUAGAAAAAGAUUACGAAGAAGUUGGUUUAGACUCAGUUGAUGAAAAUUUCGAAGAGGAAGGAGAAGAAUUUUAAUAUUAUAUAAAAAAUAAAAUAUUCCAAAAUACCAUUGUGUUUUUUUUUUAAUUAUAGGCUAAUGUACAUUACACAAGUGAACAUAUUGAAUUACCUAUUUUAUAAAUACAAUUAUUUUAUGAAUAUGUACCUACAUUAUUUCAAAAACAAUAUUUUAUUUUUUAUUUUAUGGUUUAUUUUUUUUUUCAAAAUAAUAGUUAC
Cinara cedri is the source of this 6372-nucleotide messenger RNA. Lineage: Eukaryota; Metazoa; Arthropoda; Insecta; Hemiptera; Aphididae. The record is from the annotation of a GenBank genome assembly.